AUGCACCCCUUACGUGAAAGAACAUGCGACGCUCUUCUGGAGAAUCCCGCGUUGAGAACACCCCCGCCUGAACCGGAAAAGCCGAAGCCGCCACGAAUUCGCAAACCUCGUGAAUUCAAACUUCCUCCAAGAUUUCCCUUAUUAUCAAAAGAAUUCUACGCUUGUUGGUGUAACCAUCAAAAAGAGCUUCAAUUGGCCAAGCACAAGAUAGACGAUAGUCCGCCCGAGCUAUUCCCGGAGUUAUACUUGAAGCCGCGCCGUUUAGACUACUACGCACGACAGCUCGAAGAGAAUAUGAACGUUAACAAGGAACUGCUUAAAAGAAUAAAUCUCAUACAGAGGACUGGAGGGUUUGUCGACUGCUGGAUGCGACCUGAACCGACUAAUACAUACAAAAAACUUCUGUGCAAGCAGCGUCAACGGAACCUCGAUGAGAUCCGGAAAAAUAACCUUUACUUCUAUUCGAGACUUCUUAUUGCCAGAUCCGAACAGCCCCUCACAAAGGAAUUAGAAGAACAUUGGAAGGAGACAAAACACAAAUUAAUCUUGGGUGCUUCAUUGCCAUUUAUUCUGUUCAAAACUGAAAAGAUUGAUCGUGAUAUUCGAGAUCCAAGCUUUGACCGGCCGUUGAACGUUUACCGAACUAAAGUCUCUAUGGAAGUUUGGGUGGUGGGCGGUUCGAAAAUUGGAAAAGUCACUAUAGAACUAUUCAAUGAUAUAGUUCCAAAAACUUGUCAGCUUUUCUUGAGUCUCGUGAGAGGUGAUCCCUUUGGUCACGCAUACGCAGGGACCAGAUUUUUCAGGAUUGUUCCCGACUUAUACUGUCGAGGCGGGGACGUCAUUAAAGAUAACGGAUUUGGCUGCUAUUUACCAGAAGGGCAAACAGAACCUAUGGGUGUCGAGUGCUACCGCCUCAAGCACACUGUGCCCGGUGUACUAUCCAUGGUUGUAAGUUCUGAUAACGAAGUGUGCGCACAGUUCAAUAUAAUAUUCAAGCCGCUACCACAAUUCGAUGGGAAACACGUUGUUUUCGGCAGAAUUAUAGGGGGACCAGCGCAGGCCUUAGAGCGUAUCAGUGCUCUCGGACUCCCACUGGGGACCACGACGUCAGACUGCGUCAUAAGGAACUGCGGAUGGUUCACUCGCUCCGGACAAUACCGAGAAGGAAACCAGAACACCACCAAAUUCCCUCCGAGACGUAAAGUAAAGACAUGA
Bombyx mandarina (wild silkworm) is the source of this 1215-nucleotide messenger RNA. RefSeq lists its product as uncharacterized. The record is from RefSeq and is a predicted model, not a curated record. Gene Ontology annotation, molecular function: cyclosporin A binding; peptidyl-prolyl cis-trans isomerase activity. Gene Ontology annotation, biological process: protein folding; protein peptidyl-prolyl isomerization. Lineage: Eukaryota; Metazoa; Arthropoda; Insecta; Lepidoptera; Bombycidae. Gene Ontology annotation, cellular component: cytoplasm.